CACUUGUAAUUUCGUUGAACCGAAUAAUCAAAAACACUUUUGGUUAAACAGAGGGAAUAGCCUUUCGCUGAACCAUACCAACAAAAGCACCAACUUGGCAAAGGCCUAACCUUUGGCAUCCGUCAAAAGGCUCAAACAUUUCGAACAAUUUGUCCUUAAACACUCUUCUUAAGCGCAAUUAUCAGAUUAACAUCAAAACCAAACCCAUCUUACUAACUUGUCUUAAAUCAAUUCGAAGAUGUCAUCGUCUCUCUCCCGCCCUUCCUAUUCUUCCUCCUCCCGCACCUCGUCUCCUUUCUUCCCGAAUCACUCUUCCCUCAUCAAUGGCGGCACACGACGCUCACUCUCAUUCCUCUCCGCCUCUCCUCAGGAGCUAUGUCUUAGAUCGAAGAGGAAGUCCGUUCAGAGCUCUGUUGUAUUGCAAGAUGGGGCAGUAGUAGUCACGAACUCGAGCCCAAUUGAGAAACUUAAAGACGGACUUUUAUCGGUUCCGUCACAAGAAGUUGUGGCAGAGCUUGGUGGCGGCGAACAUGAGUCAACAGUUAGUAUCACGGUGGUUGGAGCCUCUGGUGAUCUUGCCAAGAAGAAAAUCUUCCCAGCUCUUUUCGCACUUUACUAUGAAGGCUGUCUUCCUGAGCAUUUUACAAUAUACGGCUAUGCAAGGAGUAAGAUGACAGAUGGUGAACUUAGGCACAUGGUCAGCAAAACACUGACUUGUAGAAUUGACAAGAGGGCAAACUGCAAUGAAAAGAUGGAAGAGUUUCUCAAGAGAUGUUUUUACCAUACGGGUCAGUAUGAUUCUCAGGAACAUUUUGUUGCGUUGGACAAGAAGCUCAAGGAGCAUGAGGGUGGAAGACUAUCAAACCGCCUUUUUUACCUCUCAAUCCCUCCAAACAUCUUUGUCGACGCGGUGAAAUGUGCUAGCUCAUCUGCUUCAUCUCUCAGUGGGUGGACUAGGGUCAUCGUCGAGAAGCCUUUUGGCCGAGACUCCAAAACCUCAGCUGCUUUAACAAACUCCCUUAAGCACUACCUGGAGGAAGACCAAAUAUUCAGGAUAGACCAUUACUUAGGAAAGGAGCUAGUUGAGAACUUAUCAGUACUCCGAUUCUCAAAUCUCAUAUUCGAACCGCUAUGGUCAAGACAGUACAUACAGAACGUGCAGUUCAUAUUCUCUGAGGACUUCGGCACCGAAGGACGCGGAGGUUACUUUGACCAUUACGGAAUAAUAAGAGACAUAAUGCAGAAUCACCUCCUUCAGAUACUAGCUCUCUUCGCCAUGGAGACGCCUGUUAGUUUGGACGCAGAGGAUAUCAGAAACGAAAAGGUGAAAGUUCUGCGUUCGAUGAGGCCGAUACAGCUCGAAGACGUGGUGAUAGGACAGUACAAGGGGACUACCACCAAAGGAGGAGUCACUUAUCCAAGCUACACCGAUGACAAAACUGUGCCUAAAGAUAGCUUGACGCCGACGUUUGCUGCUGCUGCGCUCUUUAUAGAUAAUGCGAGAUGGGACGGUGUGCCUUUUCUGAUGAAAGCUGGGAAAGCAUUGCACACUCGGAGUGCGGAGAUAAGGGUGCAGUUUAGGCAUGUGCCUGGGAAUUUAUAUAACCGGAACUCUGGUGGUACUAAUCUUGACCGGACUACAAAUGAGCUUGUGAUCCGUGUUCAACCAGAUGAAGGCAUUUAUUUGAAAAUCAACAACAAGGUUCCUGGUUUGGGAAUGAGAUUAGACCAGAGUCAUUUGAAUCUUCUCUAUUCAGCACGGUAUUCAAAGGAGAUACCAGAUGCAUAUGAGAGGCUGCUGCUGGAUGCAAUAGAAGGUGAACGAAGGUUGUUUAUUAGAAGCGAUGAACUUGACGCUGCUUGGGCGCUUUUCACUCCGUUGCUCAAAGAGAUUGAGGAAAAGAAGAUGAUUCCAGAGUUGUAUCCUUACGGAAGUCGUGGUCCAGUUGGUGCUCAUUAUCUAGCCGCUAAACAUAAUGUUCAAUGGGGAGACUUUUAGUCUCGACCAGUGAAAGUGUGUAAGAGUUAGUUAAUCAACUUCUUUUUUUGUUCCGUAGAUCCACGUUUGAGUAUUCUCACUGAUUUGUGUUGGGGACAGAAAAUAUUUUUGAAUAAGAAGGGUUCCGAGGGACUGUAUCUUGAAUAAUAAGUAAAAGGGUUUCUCUUGGUAUGUUAUUGUUUCCACAAUUUUAAUUGAA
This is a messenger RNA of Brassica napus (rape), 2198 nucleotides long. RefSeq names its product glucose-6-phosphate 1-dehydrogenase 3, chloroplastic-like. The record is from RefSeq and is a predicted model, not a curated record. Gene Ontology annotation, cellular component: chloroplast stroma. NCBI's taxonomy places the organism in Eukaryota, Viridiplantae, Streptophyta, Magnoliopsida, Brassicales, Brassicaceae. The transcript has 8 exons. Gene Ontology annotation, molecular function: glucose-6-phosphate dehydrogenase activity; NADP binding. Gene Ontology annotation, biological process: pentose-phosphate shunt, oxidative branch; glucose metabolic process. Bases 239 to 1999 code for a protein of 586 amino acids.